UUUUUUCCCGAGAAAUUAAGAAAUUUUUAGUGUACAUCUAACAAUGGAUCACCAAGAUGAGAACGUCAUCUGUUGGGGGGAGAUAGUUAUGUUUAUCUUAUCUGAAAGAAAUUACUAUCUUACUGAGGAGGAAAUUGUAAGGGAAUGUGCCGAUUUAUUAGCAAAAUGUGUGAAUGAAGUGCUUGAUAAAGUUAGAGAGGCUGUGUCCACCGGUAUCCAGCUAGGAUACAUUAAAAUGAAAAACUUGGAUAUGAAUCCUUGCUGCAGUAAAGAUGCUUUAAUGCCGUCCUACACAAUCAUGGACUUUGACGAAAAAAACAUUCAAUUCAAGCUCUAUGAAAAUGAAGAAAUUGGAAGCGAUGAACUGGAUUCAGAUAUUUUUGAAUGCAGUUCUAGUGGCAGUCUGGAGUAACAAGUGGUACCCUGCUAAGAACAUGAUUCCUUUUAAAAAAGUUCGACAAUUUUUAGGGUGGACUAUAUAAACUGUUUCUAAAAAUAAUAACCAAGAGGGAUAUAUGAACAUACAUGUGUUUAUACAUUUUCAUGCAUUUAUAAUAUUUUCUAGUUAUAUAAUUUUACUGGAUUUUAUGCCUCGCAACCACUAUUGAAAUCAUGUUCAUUCGUUUUAAUAAUCUGUUGGUGCUUGAGGGAACUGAUCAUCAGUAAUCAAAUACUAAUAUUGUUAAUUGUAAUGAACUCAAGAAGAAAUCUUCAUAUUGUGUCAAUAUGAAACACCUAUAACUGAAUUUUUACUCCAACCACAAUAAAAAGUAUCUGUUGGCAGUUUCUGCUAAUAUGACAUGUCUAUA
Molecule: messenger RNA, 809 nt
Organism: Teleopsis dalmanni
Lineage: Eukaryota; Metazoa; Arthropoda; Insecta; Diptera; Diopsidae
Exons: 3
Coding region: 44-412 (122 amino acids)
Source: RefSeq, a predicted model, not a curated record